AGUGGCGCCGGCGGCGGGGAUGGAGGCGUUGUGGGCAGCGCUGGACGAGGUGGCGCUGGAGGGGCUGGAGGGGGUGACGCCGGGCGCGCUGUGGGAGCGUCUUGCCGGCCGCGUCCCGCCCUUCCCGCCGCCGCUGCCCCUGGAGCCCGCCGCCCGCCAGCUCCUCUGGGCCACCCUGGCCGCCCAGCCCCAGCUCCGCUUCCACCUCCUCCCGCAGCCCCGGCCGCCGCUCCGCCUCUUCGACCGGUAUGAAGAAAUCGAUCUUGAAACGGGCAUCCUGGAGACCAAGAGAGACCCCAUUCCUUUCGAUGACCUUUACCCUGUGCACAUGGUGCUGGACAACAAGGAUGGCAUUCAGGGCUCCUGCCAGCAUUUCAAAGAGAGGCUGGAUGUGACUGAUCAGAUCAGGACAAAGGACAUGCAGCCCUGUUGCACUUACGAAGAGGCUUGUGACAAAUGGGGAGAGAAACUGGUUAUUGUUGCCUCCCAGGUCCUGCGGCACAGAGCGCUGAUAGGCUGGGAAGGGGAUCCAGAUUUGAAACUUCCUGACUUCUCCUACUGCAUUCUGGAGCGGCUGGGGCGCGCUCGAUGGCAAGGAGAGCUCCAAAGAGACCUCAGUGUAGCUUUCAAAGUGGACGCCGGGAAGCUUCACUACCACCGCCGGGUGCUUGACAGGAACGGGCUCAUUUCCAUGCAGUCCCACGUGAUCCGGCUGCCCUCGGGGGCCCAGCAGCACUCCAUCCUUCUCCUCCUGACCCGCUUUCACGUUGACAGGAGGAGCAAAUAUGAUAUCCUUAUGGAGAAGCUCUCUGGCAUGCUGAGUGGUCGGCCCGGCCAAAUGGAGACCCUGGGGAGCAUUCGGGAGGAACUGGGGCUCUGUGAGAAAACGUUCAAACGUCUCUACCAGUAUAUGCUGAAUGCCGGCCUGGGCAAGAUCGUGUCCGUCCCAUUACAGAACAUGCAGCCUGAAGGAGGCCCCUUCAAGACCAAGAGGGGGACUGACGUCAUGGUCCGUUGCCUGAAGCUCGUGAAGGAGUUUCGGAAGAAGGUGGAUGACUACCACGAUGACGAUGACGAAGAGGUGAUCACCAAGACGGUGCAGCCCAUCGACGUGGUUUACGAGAAGGACAUGCUGACGCAGGCGUACGAGCUAAUCGAAAGCUGGGGCACCAAAGGCAUUUCCCAAGCUGAGCUGCGAGCAGCAAUGAACGUGGGGAAGCUGGAGGCGCGGAUGCUGUGCCGCCUCUUGGAGCGGUACAAAGUGAUCAAGGGGUUCAUGGAAGAUGAAGGCCGGCAGCGGACGACCAAGUACAUCACCUGCACCUUUGCGGAAGAGAGCGACCUGAGCCGGCAGUUUGAGCGCGAGAAGGCCCGGAGCGAGCAGCUGGCCUUGGCCAGCACCUCUGCGGCUCAGGAGGACUCCCUGCCGGGGGAGGAGCUCUCCCUGGGGGAGGAGGAGACGCUGCUGCUCUCUGAGCUGGCCAAUGAAGAGGAGGAGGAGGAGAAGGACGGCGUGGGGCCAAGGAAGGCUGGCACGGGGGCACGGCUGAGGCUCCCUUUUCAGUCGACCCCAACCAAAGCCAGGAAACUGGCAGCUCCAGCAAGCCUGGGCAGGAUGCGGCCUCCGGCACAUUCCCCGGGAUACUCAGAAGAGCUCCCCGAUCAGGCGGCAGAGGGCGAUCCUGUGUCAGACGUGCCAAAGCAAGAGGCCGCGCUCUCCUGGUGCGCCCGCUCUUCGGAGGACUCUGAGGACGUGGUGGUGGUGGAGGAAGUCAGGCUCAAAACCCCCAAAAAGACCUGGGAUGCCCAGAGGAAAGAGAAGCGCCCUCGAGCCGCGGCAUUUGAGCGCUCGCAUGAGACCUACCGCCUCCUGAAACGGCGCAACCUCAUCAUUGAGGCUGUCCAAAACCUCCGCUUGAUCGAGAGCUUGUUUGUGCUGCAGAAGAUGGUCAUGGACCAGGAGAAGCAGGAGGGGGUCUCGACCCGGUGCUGCAAGAAGUCCAUCGUCCGCUUAGUGCAGCGGCUCUCCCAGGAAGGGCUCCUGCGCCUCUACCGCACGACUGUCAUCCAGGAUGGGGUCAGCAAAAAGGUGGAGUUUGUGGUGGACCCGUCCGUCAGCCCCAACGACCCACUUGUGAGAAGCGCCAUUGAGCAAGUCCGGUUCCGGAUUUCGAACUCGAGCAGCGUGAACAGGAUGAAAGUUCCCCAGACGCCGAGCUCCCAGGAGCGCCUGGAUGAGGGCAGCCAGGAAUCCGGGAUCGGGGCUGCCUUGCAGGAGAUGGAAGAGAGAAGGGCUGGGGAGAAGGUGCACCCUGCAACGCUCAACUAUCACCCCGUGACAGUGCCAGGCCUCGGACGCUCCCUGGGCUUCCUCCCCAAGAUGCCCCGCCUGAGGACAGCCCACCUCUUCUUCUGGUACCUGGUGUACGGGCACCCGCUGAGUCCGUCGCAGAGCUCAGCGGGCAGUGAGCUGGCGAGCAGUGACCCCGGCCUGGACUCCUCUUGUCACCCACAGCUGGUCACGCCCGGGGGGGAGGAGCCUGAUGCAGCCGGCGGGGGAAGCCGCCCUGCCCCCGCCCGGGAGGUGGAAGUGGAGCUCAGAGAGCAGGCGGCGUAUGUGGAUGAGGCCUCGUGGAAGCGUCACAUCCCUCCCCUCCCGGUCCACAGGGACUUUGGCCAUGGGUGGGCCCUCGUGAGCGACAUUCUCCUCAGCCUGCCGCUCUCCAUCUUUGUCCAGAUCGUCCAAGUCAGCUACAAGGUGGAGAAUCUGGAGGAUUAUUUAAAUGACCCCCUGAGAAGACACACAUUGAUCAGAUACCUCCCCAGAUCCAUCAGGCAAAAGCUCCUUUAUAAAAGGAGAUACAUCUUUUCCGUGGUGGAGAGCCUGCAGCGUCUGUGCUACAUGGGGCUGGUGCAGUUUGGUCCCACAGAGAAGUUCCAAGAAAAAGAUCAGGUGUUUGUGUACAUGAAGAAGAACGCAGUGAUUGUGGACACCACCGUCUGUGAGCCCCACUACAACUUGGCUCAGAGCAGCCGCCCUUUUGAUAGACGCUUCUAUGUUCUGAGCACCCUGCAGGACGUGGAGAACUUCUGGUUUGACCUGCAGUGCAUCUGCCUCAACACUCCCCUGGGGAUCGUCCGCCACCCCCGGCUCAAGAGAAGUGGAGCGUCAGCAGACGAUGCUGAUGGGGGCAGUGCUCUGGAGGUGACCCUGGAACAGGAGACCGCGGCCCACAGACACAACCUGGAGCGCAAGUGUGCCAUGCUGGAAUACACCACAGGGUGUCGAGAGGUUGUGGAUGACGGUUCUGUUCCUGGAGACGGGUUGGGAGCCGGUGGUCUAGACUCCAGCUUUUACGCCCACUUAAAACGCAACUGGAUUUGGACAAGCUACAUUAUCAAUAAGACCAGGAAGGAGAGUGCUGCUUCGGAAGCUGGCCACACCAUGAGACUCCAGACCUUCCUAACCAAACGGCCCCUCCCUCUUGGCACCAGAGGUGGCCACAGCAGUCUUUGGGGUGAAGCCCUUGCGGGAACAGAGCCCUCUGCCCAGAAAGAAGACGUGGUGGAGAUGGAGAAGGAAGCGACGCUGAGCAGGAGCAAGAGAGUGAGGGGGGGGAAGAGCCAGAAGAGGCGCCGCCUGAAGAAGGAGCUGGGGAAGAAGACCAAGAAGCGGAAGAGAAAGAGGGAGGGGACCCCGGGGGGGAAGAGCAAGAAGCCCCGCUACCACGAUGAGGCUGACCAGAGUGCCCUGCAGAGGAUGACCCGCCUGCGUGUCACCUGGACCGUGCCGGAGGACAGCCUGCUGAUGUUGUGCCGGAUUGCCAGCAACGUGCUGAAUGCCAAGGUCAAGGGGCCUUUCGUCCCCUGGCAGGUGGUGCGGGACAUCAUGCACGCCAGCUUCGAAGAGUCCUUGGACAAGACUUCUCAUUCCGUGGGGAGAAGAGCCCGCUACAUCGUCAAGAAUCCCCAGACCAACCUCAAUUACAAGGUCUGUCUAGCCGAAGUCUACCAAGACCGAGCCCUGAUCGAGGAGUUCAUGAACAGGAAGAACAACUAUCAGGACCCCAAGGUUUGUGCGGAAGAAUUUAAGGAGUUUGUGGAGAGGCUGAAGGUGAAGUUCAGUUCCACCCUGGGGAAUCCUCGGCCGGCCAUUCCGGACACACUGGAGGAGCUCUUCUGCAGGUUCCGAGUUCUGGCCAUCGGAGACGAGAGCAGCCGCAGCCAGAAAGAGGACAUCCUCAGCAGCGUGGCAGACAUCCACUUCCUGGUGCUGCAGAACCUGAUCCAGAGCACCCUGGCCCUUUCCGACCGCCAGAUGAAGUCCUGCCAGUCCUUCCAGACCUUUCGCCUCUACCGGGAGUACCGGGAUGACGUCCUUGUGAAGGCUUUUAUGGAUUGUCAGCGGAGAAGCCUGGUGAAUCGCCGGCGGGGCAACCACACCCUGGGCCCCCGGAAGAGCCGAGCCCUCCCCUUUGUGCCCAUGUCCUACCAGCUCUCCCAGAGCUACUACAGAGUGUUCACCUGGCGCUUUCCCAGCAUGCUGUGCAGCGAGGCCUACCAGUUCCUCCUGAUGCUCAGGGAAGGCGGCAUGCAGGACCAGGCAACCAGCUUCUCUUUCAAGGACCAAGAGGAUUCCUCCGCCUCGGAAAUGGUGCCCUUCCCCCUGGAUGGGCCGGGGGGCUACUGUGCAGCUGCCCUGGCCCUGGCCUCCCUUGGCCUGGUGGCCGUGGACGUGACCAUCCCCGAGCAGAUUGUGGUGGUGGACAGCACCAUGGUGGAGAACGAGGUCAUCAAGAGCUUGGGGAAGGAGGGCCUGGAGGAGGAGGAGGAGGAGGACGAGGAGGAGGACUUGGAGGAGAGCGCUGCCCACAAGCCCCGGAUCGAGGUGAAGGCCCGCCAGGCCUCGCACACCAACUACCUGCUCAUGAGAGGCUGCUACUCCCCGGGCAUCAUCAGCACCCGCAACCUCAGCCCCACCGACAACAUUGUGGUCAACUCCUGCCAAGUGAGGCUGAAGCUGAGAGAGACCCCCGCGUGGGACAGCUUCCUCGGCCAAGAUCCGUUGGACCUGAUGAAUCUGCCUGUCGGAGCCUCGUGCCUGCCCAAGUCCUUCACCAGGCUGUUCAGCAUCCAGGAGGACGAGGCGGCCGAGCAGCUCCUCCUCCGGUCCUUGGAGCAUCGCGGUUACAGUGCCGGGGAACUCGCCGCCACCCUUGAGCUGUACGACACCAUUCAGGCUGCCUCCCACUUUGGGGUGAAGAAGGGGGACCUGGCCGGGCAGUUCCAGCACUACGAAGAGGCUGGAGUCGACUGCGCCAAGCUCUUGCAGGACCUCCUGGACCUGGAGCAGGUGUUGGAAGUGGGCGGGCACACCAUGCGACUGGUGGCCAGGAAGUGUGCUGGCCCCUGGCUCCUGCAUUCCCUGCCUCUCAAGGAGGACGCUGGCAAGGAGGGGGAAGCAGCCCAGAGGGAGCCCGCGGAAGAGGGCAGAGAGCUGGAGGGCAAGCCCCCCACCACCCCUCCACUGCCAGCGGAAGAGCCAGCCGGGAAAAGGCAGAAGAUGGAGAAGGGGGGCGGGAAGGAGGCCUGUCUGUCUGGGGGAAGGCGACUGGGAGAGGCCGCUAGCAGCAGCUCCCCCACGGCAGGAGGAGCGGGCAAAGGCACCCUGCCAGAGCCAGGCUGCCCCCAAGAAUCUGGGGUGGUCCCAGAGGGAGAGGAGAGGACAUGUGUCUCUGUGUCGAGUGGCCACGAAGGAUCGGGCAGCAGAAGUCCUGCCGGGGAGCCGCGAGGAGAAGCUCCGCCCCAGCCGGAAAGCCCCGGCAGCCCCAGCGUGGGGAAUGUCACACAGGCAGGCGAGGAAAGCAGCACAGGUGGGAAUACCUACUUUGUUGGGCGGCCGUGGCGCAUUGUGGAUGGCAGCCUGAACCGGCCCGUGUGCAAGGGCAUCAUGGAAGGAGUGCUGUGUCACAUCAUGACCAAGCCCGGCAUCCCGGAAUCAGCUCUGCGCCAUCAUUACCUGGGCGUCCUGCAGCCUGCAGCUCUUCUGGAGAUCCUGCAGGGCUUGGAAGCCCUGGGCUGCAUCCAGAAGUUCUGCCUGAAGCAGCAAAAGGUGCCUUCCCUCUUCUCGCGGCCCGUGCUGGAGGAGGAAGUGGCUUGCUCCAAGCUGAGUGAGGCCCCCAUGGCCUUCUACGAGCCGACCGUGGCCUGCACCCUGCAGAUGGGCCGCGUGUUCCCCUACGAACGGAACUGGAGCAAGUGAGUGUAGCAGGCUGUCAAUAAAGUGACUUUAAAAUGCAA
Molecule: messenger RNA, 6300 nt
Organism: Heteronotia binoei (common prickly gecko)
Lineage: Eukaryota; Metazoa; Chordata; Lepidosauria; Squamata; Gekkonidae
Gene: GTF3C1
Product: general transcription factor IIIC subunit 1
Exons: 38
Coding region: 20-6262 (2080 amino acids)
Biological process (GO): 5S class rRNA transcription by RNA polymerase III; transcription initiation at RNA polymerase III promoter
Cellular component (GO): transcription factor TFIIIC complex
Molecular function (GO): DNA binding
Source: RefSeq, a predicted model, not a curated record